CUGAUAGGCGGCACUGACUGGCACUGAUAGGCGGCAUGAUGGUGGCACUGACUGGCAUUCAUAGAUGGCACUGAUGGGUAACACUGAAAGGCAGCUCAGAUGGGCACUGAUAUGUGACAUUGAUGUGGCACUGAUGGGCACUGGCAGGUGGCAUGGAUGAGCACUGAGAGCUGGCAAUGAUGGACACUGACAGGUGGCGCUGCUGGGGCUACACAGAUCAUCAGGGCAAACUGAUCAUCAGUGCUCUGAUGAUCACUGUCAGCGUGACAGCUCGUGAGGAGAGAAAUGCCGAUAACCGGCAUUUCCCUGUUUGCAUGUGAACAGGUGUGUUUGGACACAGCUGAUCACAU
Molecule: messenger RNA, 350 nt
Organism: Staurois parvus
Lineage: Eukaryota; Metazoa; Chordata; Amphibia; Anura; Ranidae
Source: the annotation of a GenBank genome assembly